Acanthoscelides obtectus is the source of this 2461-nucleotide messenger RNA. NCBI's taxonomy places the organism in Eukaryota, Metazoa, Arthropoda, Insecta, Coleoptera, Chrysomelidae. The record is from the annotation of a GenBank genome assembly.
AGUCAGAACCGUGUUUUGUUUUGUUUGUUUGUAGGCUACAGAUUGAUUUUGUACUUGCUAAGCGCCCUUUUAUUUAGUAAAGUUCAUUUGCAUACAAAAAGCAAAACGCCACAAACAAGUUUUAGUAGAUUUAUACCCGAUUAAUUAUUGCCAACGUUUCAGAAUUAACACAAAUAGGGAAUUUUGAAAUAACACUAGAUAAUUAGCUGUCAUUUUACCGUAAUUGUGAUACUUGUGAAAAAGACCGUACAUCGAAUCUCAAAAAAUGUCUGUGUACAUCCACAUAUUUUCAUCGAAUUCUGCACAGUUCCACUGAUCUGUAGAACUGCCCAUCACCAACCAUUUUGACAGAUGCAAUUGAUGUCACCAACCGUUAACGUCAAUGCGCCGGGUAAUGUGUUUAUGUAUAUGUAUUUUUAUUUUCAUUUUGUGAUCAAAAAGGGGGUCAAAAACUGAACAAUUUAUUGAUCUGUUUACCUAGAUACAACAAAUUGCUGAUUAUACUAAUAUUAAAAUGGUGUUUAAAUGUCAGCAGGAUUCAUUCAUGAAAGAGUUUCAGUCAAAGGUUUUGGUUUGUAAGAAAGUAUCUGACCCUGAAGAUAUAAAAAAUGAAUCUGGUGACAAAUAUGAGGUUAUAUUAGAAGAUACAAUUCUGUUUCCAGAAGGUGGAGGACAGCCAUGUGAUUUUGGAUUUCUUAAUGAUAUCCCUGUAAAACAAGUCGUGCGUAGAGCAGACAAAGCUGUGCAUUAUGUUGACAAACCAUUAAAUGUUGGAGACACUGUUAAACAAUCUAUAAAUUGGGAUAGAAGAUUCGACCACAUGCAACAACACUCUGGUCAGCAUUUGAUAACUGCUAUUAUUGACAGGGAAUUUAAAAUUCAAACAGUAUCAUGGUAUCUGGGUGAAGAGGUCUCUUAUAUUGAAAUAGAAACACCUUCAUUCACUAGAGAGCAGAUUCAGAAAGUUGAGGAUAUUUGUAAUGAAUUGAUAAGGUCAAGGAAAAGUGUAUCUGUUAGUGUCUAUUCCAGUGAGUCUGAAAAAGACCUUGAAAAGGCAAGAAGUGCUCGUGGCUUACCUGAAGACCAUGUUGGUGAUAUCAGAGUAAUAAACAUUGAAGAUGUUGACAGUAAUAUGUGCUGUGGAACACAUGUAUCUAAUCUAAGUCAAUUGCAAGUGAUAAAAUUACUUCAUACUGAAAAAAGUAAAAGAAAGGGCAAUACAUUACUGUACUUCUUAGUAGGAAAUAGAGUUCUAAAGAGGUUAACAACUUGUAUUAAGAAUGAACAGCUGUUAACAUCUUUGGUCAAGUGCAAUCCAUCGGAGCAUGCUGAGAUGGUUGAGAAGCUUCAGAAAAAUGCAAAAAAUCUUAAUAAAAGUCUUCAGACUGUACUUAAAGAGUUAGCAGCAUGUGAAGCAGAUAAGUUGAAAAAAAUUGUACCCCUACCAAAAUACUAUUUUUUGCAUAAGAAGGAAGCAGAUCCAGAUUUUAUGAAUACAUUUAUAAGGGAACUGGGCUUAAAUGAUAUACUUGUGUUUCUUUCUGUUGGAGAUGAAAAAACUACUGGAAAUAUUGUUUUGUAUGGGCCAGAACAAGCUGUUGGAGAUCUUGGUGAUAAAAUUGCUGAUAUACUAGAAGGAAAAGGUUCUGGGAAAGGGAAUAAAUACCAAGCCAAGGUUAAUAAAAUGGUAAAUCACAAAAAAGCUGAACAGCUUAUUGUAAACUAUUUCAAAUAGAUUCUAGGUAUGUUUUGAAUUGAAGGUUUAAAACUGUGACCAAUAAAAACUGCCAUAGCAUUUAACAUUGUCUUAUUCUAUUUCUCAUUAUCUGUCAGAGCAGUCCAUAGGACCUUGUUUCUUGGUUAUCUUGAGUCAGUAGGUCUGGUCUGGCCCAGAUACAAAAGUCAGGGAGAAACAAGGGAAGAAGAGAAAAUGGAAGCAAGGAGGAGAGCAAAGAGGAGGAAGUGCGGCAGUUUGAGGGGGGCCUUGGCAUUGUUAAGUAGUAUUCAGGAAUUUUAUAGUGAUCCUAGAGAAAAAUUGUAAUUUUGGUUGGACCGCGACAAAGGGUUGCUAUGAGAUUCUGCUUGACUAUAACAUAGUUGCGCUUGUUUGAUAUAGAUUUAAUAAUGUAUGAGUCUGAAAUUUAAUUUGGGUAAAAUAUUGAACAAUUACCAUGAUCUUUAUAAAACAUAGAGAAAAAUCUAGGAUGUAAAAUUUGCUAAAUUAUCCUAUUUAUAAAGUAGAUGGAUAUAUGGUUGAUUUGAACAUUCAGUAUAUAAGCUACUGACUUGUCAUAAUCCUUCAUGUAGUUUUAUGUAAAAAUGGCAGCUUAUAAUUUGGGUUUUAAAGCACUGAUGGUACUACUGAUUGUGAUGAGUACUGUAAUACUGAUCUUCUGCAUUGUGAUGUACACUGUUACUGUGAUAUAUGUUGAAAAAUGAAAACAAGUUUAUUGUAAUGCAU